GGUUUUGAGACCUGGAGAAAGUGCAGAGCUUGAGCAUCAGAGAAACAGAGAGAGAGGUGGUGAAAGAGUCCCUGCAUUAUUAUAAGUAAUAAAGUGAGGGGAUAAAGCAAUGGCAAGGCGUAUUCACUUUCACUUCAGAAGAAGAUGGGAUUCAUUGGACAGUGUAAAACACUAUAAAGUAACUCAUCUUGUCGUAUGAAAUUUUAUAGUCUUUCAAACAUGGAAUCUUGAUGGCAUUAGUUAUAAAGGUAAGUGGUUCAAGACCGUGAUUGUGUUAAUAUUCUAUGUGAAUUGUGCAAUCCGCCUAGAUCUUCACUAUUUUGUUAGACAUAUAUAGAGAGAGAGGGGGCUUGAAUGAGCUGGUGAAAGAGUGCAUUACAUUGUUGAAGACAAAGAGAGGUGGAAAGUAAGCUGUAUUUUCAUUUUCUUUGGUUUUAGUAUAAUAUUAAUUCUUCUUUUAGAACACAAAAAUGUCUUCAUCUCUCUCUGGCAUCAUAAAUUUGUUGGGAAGGACCAUGAAUAUUUUAGUUGGCAUUGUAACAGACUUGGGGAAGGAUAUGCUUAAUAAUUUGUUAACUUCAGAACUGAAAGACCAGUUCGACUUUCUUUCUGGUUUCAAGAGUAACGUGGAGAAACUAAAAUCUAUGAGAGAGGAGAUUCAAAAAUCAGUGAAAUCAGCUGAGGAGAUGGGGGAAGAUGUUAAAGAUGAUGUAAAAAAUCUUCUGAAUGAGGUUGACAUUAUCAUAGAAAAUGGAUAUAGAUUGCAAGGAGAAGGCAAUAGUUCACCUUCUUAUUGGACCUCUAUUCAUAAACUCAGCAAGGAAGCUAUGGAGAAGAUAUCUAAUUCAGCCCCCAUUCCAACUAUGGAAUCGACUCCCAGUAGAGAUUUCAAGAUUUUUGAAUCCACAGAAUUGGCGAUGAACAAAGUCAAGAAGGCAUUAGCAGAUGAAAACAUCCAUGUCAUAGGGGUGUACGGGAUGGGAGGUGUUGGCAAAACAAGUCUGGUGAGGGAAAUAGGAAAACAAGUGGAGAAUGAGAAACUUUUUGACAAGGUUGUGAUGGCUGUGGUGUCCCAAGAUCCAGACUUAAGAAAGGUACAAGGUCAAAUUGCAGAUAUGUUAGGUUUGAAAUUUGAAGAAGCAAGUGUGAUGGGAAGAGCAUCAAAACUAUCAAGAAGGUUGGAGAAAGUGAAGAGCAUUCUUGUCAUCUUGGAUGAUAUUUGGGCUAAGUUAGAUAUGGAGGAGUUAGGGAUCCCUUUUGAUGGUAGAAACUGCAGGAGGGGCUGCAAAAUCCUACUCACAACUCGGCGUCAAGAUGUCUGCCAUGCGAUGAAGACCCAAGUAAGUAUUCCACUUAACAUCUUAUCUCAGCAGGAUGCUUGGGAUUUGUUUAAGAGGAAUGUGGGUAUUGUAGUGGAAAAUGACACUUUUCAUGAUGUGGGGAAGGAAGUUGUUAGGGAAUGUGGGGGUUUGCCCAUUGCGAUUGUAACUGUUGCAGGAGCACUGAGAGGUAAGGAAGAUCCACAGGAAUGGAAUGAUGCACUACAUGAACUUCGAAGUUCAGAACCUCACAAUAUUGAGGGCUUGGACCUAAAUGUAUUUUCAUGUCUGAAAUGGAGUUACGAUUAUCUAAGGGAUGCAGAAACCCAAAAGUUGUUCUUGUAUUGUUGUUUGUUUCCUGAGGAUUAUGAUAUUUAUAUUGAGCAAAUGGUGAGAUAUGGCUUUGGAAUGGGACUAUUUAGAAAUGUUGCAACAAUAGAAGAUGCAAGACGAAAAACACAUAGGAUUGUUAAGAAGCUCAAAUCAUCUUCUUUGUUAUUUGAAGGAUCCCAUGGAGGCUGUGUCAAAGUGCAUGACAUUAUUCGUGAUGUUGGCAUCUCAAUUGCAUCCAGUGGAAAUUAUGAUGAAGUAUUCAUGGUAAGAGCUCGUAAAGGACUUAAAGAGUGGCCAAUAAUGGAUUCAACUGAACAAUACACUGCCAUUUCAUUGAUGGAUAAUCGAAUAGAAAAAUUGCCCCAUCAAUUGAUGUUUUCAAAACUAAGGACUCUACUGUUGCAAGGAGUGAUGGGUUGGGAUGUGGAGAUUCCAGACACUUUCUUCAAAUGGAUGGAAGCACUUAGGAUAAUGGACUUGAGUUAUAAUGGCAUAUUUUUCUGCCCAUGGUCAAUCCAAUGCUUGACCAAUCUUCAUACGCUAAUUCUUGAAAGAUGCUCAGAGUUACAAGACAUAUCUGUACUUGGGAAUUUGAAGGAACUUAUGAUACUAAGUUUGCUUGGAUGUCAAUCCAUUGAAAGGUUGCCAACAAAUAUGGCACAGCUGGCCAAUCUAAGGCUACUGGAUUUAUCUUAUAACCCUAAGCUUAUUAUACCCCCUGAUGUGAUUUCUGCUUGGUCCCAACUAGAAGAACUAUAUAUGUUUUUAAGCUUUAGAGAUUGGAAGGCUCAAGGAGUAAUGGAUCAUGGAUCCAAAGCUAGCUUGGAAGAGUAGAAAGCAUUACAUCAC
This is a messenger RNA of Nelumbo nucifera (sacred lotus), 2501 nucleotides long. The record is from RefSeq and is a predicted model, not a curated record. Lineage: Eukaryota; Viridiplantae; Streptophyta; Magnoliopsida; Proteales; Nelumbonaceae.